GAGCUCGGCCCGGUGGCGCGGGGGGAGGCGGCGGCGGGGCUGCUGAGCGAGGCGAGGGCGGCCUCCCCCUCCCGGCCGGAGGCAGGGCGGCGACGGGGACGAGGCGGAGCGGCGGGGAAGGCAAGCCGGCAGCCGGAGCGGGCGUGUGAGCCCCAUGGGCCGAGCGCCUGCGAGAGGGGGAGGAGGAGCCGCCCCGCCGCCCGCCGCCCGGGGAUGGUGAGGAGGCGGCGGCUGCCGGGAGCCCAGUGAGGCCUUCGCUCGGCACCCGCCGGAGAGCCCGCCUCGCCAGCCUCCCCUUUCCCCCUGCUUGCUCGCUGGCUCGCUCCCCCCUUCCCUCCCCUUCCCCUGCCUCCCUCCCCGGCUCCCUUCCCCUGCCGCUGCCACCCUCCCAUCACCUCCUCCCAGGCUCCAGCCAUAAAUAGCUGAGGAGGAGAAAAACAGAAAAGAAACCUCCGUCCCUUUUGUGGAGCCUUCUGCAGGAGUUCAGGAAUUUCAACAGAGUGAACUUUUGGCAUAAACUGGUUUUUCAAGAGACAUUCCUGCCAUUAUGAAUGAAGUAGCAAUAGUGAAGGAAGGGUGGCUUCACAAACGAGGAGAAUACAUAAAAACAUGGAGGCCGCGGUACUUUCUUCUAAAGAACGAUGGCACGUUCAUUGGCUACAAGGAGCGACCGCAGGAUGUUGACCAGCGGGAAUCACCUUUAAAUAACUUCUCAGUAGCUCAGUGCCAGCUGAUGAAGACAGAACGACCUAAACCAAACACAUUUAUCAUUAGAUGCCUCCAGUGGACCACAGUAAUUGAAAGAACAUUUCAUGUGGAGACUCCAGAGGAGCGGGAAGAAUGGACAAAAGCCAUCCAAACAGUAGCAGAUAGCCUCAAGAAACAAGAGGAAGAGAUGAUGGAUUUUAGAUCUGGCUCUCCCAGUGAUAAUUCCGGUGCUGAAGAAAUGGAAGUUUCUAUGACAAAGCCAAAACACAAAGUGACCAUGAAUGAGUUUGAAUACCUUAAACUACUGGGAAAAGGCACUUUUGGAAAGGUCAUUUUAGUUAAAGAAAAAGCAACUGGACGGUAUUAUGCUAUGAAAAUUCUGAAGAAGGAAGUUAUUGUAGCAAAGGAUGAAGUAGCGCACACGCUGACAGAAAACCGUGUUUUACAGAACUCGCGGCAUCCAUUCUUAACAGCUUUAAAGUAUUCCUUCCAGACACAUGAUCGCUUGUGUUUUGUCAUGGAGUAUGCUAAUGGAGGGGAGUUGUUUUUCCAUCUGUCAAGAGAGCGUGUCUUUUCUGAAGACCGGGCUCGGUUUUAUGGAGCUGAGAUUGUUUCAGCACUGGAUUACCUGCAUUCAGAGAAGAAUGUGGUUUAUAGAGAUUUGAAGUUGGAAAAUCUUAUGCUGGAUAAAGAUGGACACAUAAAAAUAACAGACUUUGGACUAUGUAAAGAAGGCAUCAAGGAUGGAGCAACGAUGAAGACUUUCUGUGGCACUCCAGAGUAUCUUGCACCAGAGGUGCUGGAAGAUAAUGACUAUGGUCGUGCAGUGGACUGGUGGGGUUUAGGAGUUGUGAUGUAUGAAAUGAUGUGUGGCCGGCUCCCUUUCUACAAUCAGGACCACGAAAAGCUCUUUGAACUCAUCCUUAUGGAGGAGAUUAGAUUUCCACGCACUUUGUCACCUGAAGCAAAAUCUCUUUUGUCAGGUUUGCUGAAGAAAGAUCCUAAGCAAAGGUUAGGUGGCGGUCCUGAUGAUGCCAAGGAGAUUAUGCAGCACAAAUUCUUUGCUGGCAUUGUUUGGCAAGAUGUAUAUGAGAAAAAGCUUGUACCUCCAUUUAAGCCACAAGUUACAUCUGAAACAGAUACAAGAUACUUUGAUGAAGAAUUUACAGCACAAAUGAUAACAAUCACUCCUCCUGACCAAGAUGACAGCAUGGAUUGUGUAGAUAACGAGAGAAGACCUCAUUUUCCUCAGUUCUCCUAUUCAGCCAGUGGAACCGCUUAAUGUUUUGCAAUGUUUUCCCAUUCAGAAACAAAACAGACUGCAUUUUGGGGACCUUACUUCAAUGGACACUAGAGAACUUUCUAUAUUAUCCGAAUUACAAACUGUGUUUGUAUUACGAUUUAGAUGAAUUUGUAGGAAGCCUCACAGAUUCUGUAUUUAAAACAAUUCUUUGAUGCAUUUUUUGAGAAGGAAAACAAAUCCAUUCUUAAAGUAUUAUGUCAAGGCUUUUAUGCUGAAUGACUAUAGGUUUUUAAGAAUAUACACCAAAACUGUUUACUUUAGAAAUGAUUAAGGUAUUCAACAUAUCAGCAACUCUGACCAGAAAAUCCCCUUACUUUAUUUAUUUCAUACAGUUCAUUAUCUAAAUAUAGAAUCUGCACUCUGAACAAUUAGAUUUAUAUAGGAAGAUAUAAGACUUUAGUAGCUAGUGCAAUAAUAUAAGCAACAAAGUGAACAAACUCUGGAGGGUUAAGGUUCAAACUCAUUUUGGACAGCAGUGAAAUGUCAUCCAACUCCAGAAAACCAACUUUAGGAACAGCAUUAAUGGCCUCAGUGAGGUAAAUCAAAAAGCAAGAGUUAUUUUUGUUAUAACAUCUGCUACAAGACAUUACAUAUCAAACUGAAUCCAGUGGAAUUGCCACGUAGUACAGCUGAGUAUUCCAUUCUAGACACUGCGCUUAUUCCAUUUGCAUAGUGUUUAGGAAUACUGUGUAGGAUUGGCUUCUCAGAGCCUUGAAAACACUUGAUUUACCAACGUAAUAUGAAAUGCAACAACGCAAAAUCACCCCCUUUCACCACUGUAUAAAAAUGCCACCCAGGUCUCAGUGAGAAAUCAUCUUAACAAGUGAGUCAGCCAGACAAAAGGACAUUUUGGCACUGAAGUAAUGACUUGUUGCCGCCUUUUUUUUUUUUUUUAAUGAAAAGAUAUAUGAAUAUAUAUAAACACUUAAUGAUUUUUUGCAUCAUGCCAGAUCAUUUCUUCUUUCUUGAGUGUGCAUUAAAGGUAUCAGCCAACAGUUCAUGGUGCCUUCUCACUCUUGAAGAUUCACUUUAACAGUGUUUCCCAUGUAUAAGAAAAAAACUAGGUUGAAACUUCAUAUGUGUUUGAAUAAUAAUGGUGUUCAAAAAGUGACUUUUUUUUUGUUUGUUUUUCAUUUUUAAUCUUAGUGGAAAAUUCCCCACACCCUAUUUUUGUUGUAUCAUGUUUCUUUAUAAUUUUCAUAAAAGCAGUCUUACUCUGUCUCUGCUGCAAAUGAAUUUAUUCCAUUGUA
This is a messenger RNA of Strigops habroptila (Kakapo), 3261 nucleotides long. It is a transcript of the gene AKT1, whose product is annotated as AKT serine/threonine kinase 1. The transcript has 14 exons. The record is from RefSeq and is a predicted model, not a curated record. Gene Ontology annotation, biological process: protein phosphorylation. Bases 548 to 1990 code for a protein of 480 amino acids. Gene Ontology annotation, molecular function: protein serine/threonine kinase activity; ATP binding. NCBI's taxonomy places the organism in Eukaryota, Metazoa, Chordata, Aves, Psittaciformes, Psittacidae.